AACGGUAGUUUGGUCAUAUUAAACAUUUUAAAACUAAAGUUUAUAUGCCGUGAAUCGGGCCAUUGCUGGUUUUGUAAAAACGGUCUUCAAGUUCAAAAUUUUCCCACGUAAUAUCACGAAAACAUGUCUGUUGCACCAGAAAAAUCACCAAAAAAAGGACAUGGACAUAGAUAUAGUUCGCAUCCACCCCCCGGUCUAGAGUACCUGGCCCAGGUAGACCAGCUGCUCGUUCAUCAGACAACAGAGCUCCUAGAAGCUGUUCUUGGAUUUGAGACGAAUAAUAAGUAUGUUAUUAAAAACAGUCUUGGACAACAAGUGUAUUUUGCUGCUGAAGAUACGGACUGUUUUACUCGAAAUAUUUGUGGCCGAUACCGACCGUUCAACAUGACGAUUGUAGACAACUCAAAGAGAGAGGUUAUUCAUUUGUACAGACCUCUGAGGUGCUCCAGUUGGAUGUUUCCCUGUUGUUUACAAAAGAUAGCAGUGGAGUCUCCCCCCGGCCAAAUAAUCGGCUACGUCUGUCAGGGCUGGUAUGUGAUCUUCCCACACUUCUACAUCCAGGAUGAAAACUAUAAUUCAAUCUUGAGGAUCAAAGGGCCACUCUGUCCGUGUUCAUUCUGUGGAGAUGUUAAAUAUAAUCUUACAACGAUGGAGGGAGCCAUUAUUGGGAAGAUCACGAAACAGUGGUCGGGUAUUUUAAAGGAAGCGCUGACGGAUGCGGAGAACUUUGGUGUCACUUUCCCUGUGGACCUUGACGUCCGGACAAAGGCUAUCGUUCUGGCAGCAGUGUUUCUUCUUGAUUUCAUGUUUUUCGAAGAUGGACCUGGGGAUAAGGAUAAAAAACUUUCAUUGUUUAGUACUUAAUGAACAUGUUGCAUUUGGUUACACACCUAGACAUGUUUACCCUCCCUGCCUCCCUCCUUCCUUUCUCUCCCUCUUUCUCCCUCCCUCUUUCUCCCUCCCUCCCUCUCUUUCUCUCUAUCUCCCUCCCUCCCUCCCUCGCUCUCUCUCUCUCUCUCUCUCUCUCUCUCUCUCUCUCUCUCUCUCUCUCUCUCUCUCUCUCUCUCUCUCUCUCUCUCUCUCUCUCUCUCUCUCUCUCAGACACACUUUCUCUCUCUAAUUCUCUCCUUUCCCCAUCAUAAUAUUAUAGGCUAAUGAGAUGUUUUGAAAUGAAACUUAAAAUACCCAGUUUUUGGUAAAACAGCAUUAAAAUUCCCAAAAUCUAAACCAUGGGCAUCAAGUUAAAUUUGAGAAAUAAAAGCCUGGUAGCACAUACCACUGUAUUACAUCAGCCAUAGGGCAUAUUGCUUUAAUGAGAAUCAAUUCAAAGCUGGUUAUCCAACCCCAACACUUGAUAGAAAUUAAGUUGCCUUCGUUAUCCCUCUUUUGAAAGAAAAAUUUGCCUUGGUGUCCUUCCAACUUACCUUGGUGUCCAUCCAAUUUCCCUUUGUGGCCUAAUUUUUGUUAUUAAACUGAAGACAACACUUGCCAUGUAAAAUGCGACCCCUGGUGUAAAAUUCUGCACACCCCACUCCCUAUUUUCUAAAGACUUAUGGUCUUUGCAUUACGUUUCCAUAGUACGUAAAGGACAACUAAUGACCCACUUUUUGUAUCUGAUGUAGGGACUUGGAGAGUGAGUAAUUGUUACAGAACUCUUUAUCAAUUUUAAAAAAAUAAAAUUAAAUUAAAUUAAAAAUUAAAAGAAUUAAAAAUUAAAAAAUUAAAUAAAACACUAUUAACACAUGGUGCUAAGACUUACCCAACAUGGAAACUUUUAUGAAGUAGAAUCAUUGGACCUAGUACUAGGGUUAGAAAAAUUGUAAAUUUAUAUUGUGAUAAAAUAGUUUGUUUAAUUUGAAAAAAACCCCCAGAAACUGUAGGAAAUGCAGAUAUCUGUCUACGACUAGUUUAUACAUAUGCACACUGGUAUUUUAAAUGAUCUCACAUGCUGAUAUAUUUUACAAACCAUAUUUAUGUCAUUCUACGACUUUCAUGGAUAUAACCUCACUUAUAUACAGAAUAUACUUGUGUACUUAUUGGUGUUAUUUUAUUUAAUAUUAUAUUUUUUUAAAUGUUGAUCAUAAAAUCAAUUCAUAUGCAAUAAAUUUAUACACGUAA
Molecule: messenger RNA, 2118 nt
Organism: Gigantopelta aegis
Lineage: Eukaryota; Metazoa; Mollusca; Gastropoda; Neomphalida; Peltospiridae
Product: phospholipid scramblase 1-like
Exons: 8
Coding region: 124-864 (246 amino acids)
Biological process (GO): plasma membrane phospholipid scrambling
Cellular component (GO): plasma membrane
Molecular function (GO): phospholipid scramblase activity
Source: RefSeq, a predicted model, not a curated record